AUGCCUAAAGCAGCUGAGAAUGUACAGCGGCUAACUGCGACUGGUCAAAUGUGUCGCUAUGUCAAGAUUGGACGUGCUUUGGUGUUUGAUAAGUUUAAAGAGACCAUAGGCAGUAGCUGCGUAUGGUCUCUUUAAGCUCAUUCAGCCAUACCAUUUUUAAAUCACUGCGCCGGGCCCUCGGUAAGGGAACGAAAAGACUACCAGCAGUUCCGCUUUUUGCGAACUUCGUUGUGAGAGUAAAAUAAAACGAGGAGAAUCUAUGUUUUUUUAUUACUAAAAAAUAUAGGCCCUUGAUGUCAAAAGAUAUUUAAGGCAAUGAUUGGUUUGGGCGUUUUUUCUCAAAGCUAAUUCUCUUGUUCCACUAAUAUUUCCUCGGAACAUUGGUGGUUGUUUUAUCAAUCUUGUUCGUGUGUCAAGAAAAAACAGCUACAGCAACGUAUCUAAGUCUCAAUGGGUGAAGUGUGAAGUGUUUUCUUGGAAGAAUGCGCCGUGGGCAGAAAGGAGAUGUAACAAAUGGCAUCAGGAGGAGCUUAAUCCAGACACAUUCAGAGGUAAUUAUUAAAAACUCCAUUUGUCUUCAGGAAGAAACAGAUUAACGUGUUGUUAAUGAAAAAUAUACUCUCCCAUGCAGUCGAUGCUUCUUAAAGAUAAUGAAGUUUGCGUCUUAAAGUCCGGAGUCAAACGAUAGAGCCUCACUAAUUCGAACUUGGUUAUCGGUGGAGUUAACUCGAAUUAGGGCCGUUUUCCUAGAGGAUGAUUUUUCAGUCAUUAACUUCAGUCACCUCGAAAUCCCCAGCACGUCAAAAUGUUGUAAGCAUUCUUGUGGCACUUCGUUAUUAGCACAUUGGGCAAGAUUCUUCACUCGCGCAUUCCCUUUCUUUCAGAAGAAGCGAGUGUAAAUGGGUACAAUAUAGCCGUCAGGAGAACUUAGAGCUGCCAUCCGAAAGUAUUAGCAAUGCUGCUAAACUUUUCAUGCUUCAAAGACCAACGUAAGCUCCUAUAGAGGGUUGUGGGACUAAACAUGGAUUGAUAUUUCAACAGAGUGAUGGCAAGACCCACCCAUUUCGCAUUUAAGAAAACGUGCCUGCAUGCUUAACGUUAGCGGAUAUUUUUUGACCAGACGAAAGUAGUGACAAGGCGAAAAGGAUUUUGACUUAUGCCACUAUAUCCCAUCAUUAAGGAGAUCCCAGCAUGCAGCCAUGCCCUUUGAUGUUGACUCAGGCUAUGGUAGAUCGCGGGCGCUUCAUGUCUGAUGAGGAAUUCAAUCCCAAAAAUCGUGAUGGAUGCGAUCGAUACUACAAGGGAGCUUUCCAGUGUUUUUUAAUGGUCAAUCCCAGGUCAGUUAUUCUUAAUUUUAGUUUAGUAGAACCUUACUGGCAAAUAACCAUGAGGAAAUGCAGUGAGAUAUCAAAAUCGUCUUUUCUAACUGCUGUUCUUUUUCCUCUUAAAAGAGGCCCCUCUGUGCAACGAAAAAAGGAACUUUAAAGCAGGAAAGAGAGGCUAAUCAGUGCAAAGUUGAAACACAAAAGAUAACUUUGCCUCGAUUGGAUUGACUGGAACCAGUUUGUUUUGUUUUUGUCCGAAUAUAUAUUUAGCGUGGAGCACUGAUUUACUUUUUCCUUCCAUAGUGCCAUAGGCUCUGGUCAGCAAUGCUGCUUUAACAGGUAUGGCAACUUAGGAUGGGCCAACCAGAUGCAGAGUUCCUUGACCGUGUUCAUCCUAAUGCUGGUCUCCCUGUGA
Molecule: messenger RNA, 1740 nt
Organism: Pocillopora meandrina
Lineage: Eukaryota; Metazoa; Cnidaria; Anthozoa; Scleractinia; Pocilloporidae
Source: the annotation of a GenBank genome assembly